This is a messenger RNA of Oppiella nova, 1325 nucleotides long. The record is from the annotation of a GenBank genome assembly. NCBI's taxonomy places the organism in Eukaryota, Metazoa, Arthropoda, Arachnida, Sarcoptiformes, Oppiidae.
AUAAAUACUCUAUUGAUUUGAAUUAAAUUGCUUUACAUUUUAUAUUAAAUAUUAUUUUGUUUUAAGUUUUAAAUUAUCAUUAACUUUACAAUCUUAAGGAAACAUGUUUUGCGGACAGAAAUUAGGCCUCAAUUACAAGACAUUAGAUCUGAAGGUUCCCUCUUUAGAAGAGGUGAGUCGUGUACUCCGCGAUGGCUUAACGCCCUUCUUCGAGACUGUGGACGUAUCUGUAGUGGACUGUCCAGACCUACGACAACCACCCUUUCAUUUGGCCCAAAGAGGUCUUAGUGGCGAUGAGAAGGUUGCGGACAUCGGAGGUGUGCCUUAUUUGGUGCCAUUGGUUCAAAGAGACAAAUACUAUUCCCUUAAAGACAUUGCGAGUGUUAUGGAAAUGGAUGACAAUGCCUUCCUCAUUGGUGCCGGUGCCGGACCGCACAGGGAGGUCGGAGUCAAUUGCGAACUAAUGCCUAACAUCUGGUUUGAAGACAAACAGACAAAGAUUAAUAACAGAACACAUAUCGCAAAGGUUGACGAAAGGGGUGGCUGUCAGCUAUCAUUAGCCCAGACCACAGAUUUCGGACUUUUAGCCAAUUUGUUCGCAUCGCAAGGAAAACCAGGAAAAGUACUCAAAGUCUAUGUGAAAAAGAGAAUCGGAUCCGAAAACUUUGUCACAACUAUGAGACAAAUCCUGAAUCAACAUUACGGCAAUAGAGCUGUCAGUUUGGGAGGCGUCUUCCUAUUGAGAGGGGGUUCCGCUAAACUCCAUAUUAUGCCCGACUUUAGCAAAACUCCACUCAAUUCGGAUGAAGACGUGAAUAAUUGGCUAAACUUUUAUUCAAUGGAUUCACCGCUCAUUUGUUUAAGUGUUUUCCAUUCAUAUGACCCGGACUUAGACCUGCGUAUUGAACACACCCACUGUUUCAGUGACCACAACCAGGGGGGACACUAUCACUACGACACUACUCCCGAUCAUAUUGAGUACAUAUGAAGGAUAUUUCAAUUUAGCGAAACAGAUAUACCGAAUCGAUGCCCCCAUUACUACACAUAAUAUUGGACGGGAUUAAGAUUUGAAGAUAAAAAAGACAUCCAGAAAAGUAAAUAAUUUUUAAAAGUAUAGCACAAUUAAGUAACACAAAGACUCUUACAAAUACUGUUUCAAAUGUUGUAUUCUAGUGAUUGUAUUUUAAGAAUUGCCAAAAUAUAAGCAUUUUCUGGUUUAAUGUGUAAUAAAUAGAUGUGAUCUUCAAUUGGUUUCUAAUAAAUGUUAAGGAGUUUAAAGGUUUUAUGAUCUCUUAAGGGAUCGUAAGCUAUAUUUGACAAAAGGU